This is a messenger RNA of Bacillus rossius redtenbacheri, 10561 nucleotides long. RefSeq lists its product as uncharacterized. The record is from RefSeq and is a predicted model, not a curated record. NCBI's taxonomy places the organism in Eukaryota, Metazoa, Arthropoda, Insecta, Phasmatodea, Bacillidae. The transcript has 6 exons. The coding region runs from base 88 to 1473 and encodes 461 amino acids. Gene Ontology annotation, molecular function: sodium channel regulator activity. Gene Ontology annotation, cellular component: plasma membrane. Gene Ontology annotation, biological process: regulation of sodium ion transport.
GCCCCUGGGACGAAGCCAUCAUCGACGAUACACACUGGGAAUAACAGCUUCCUCGCUGCUCACUUUACAUUGUAACUGCGUACCUCGAUGGGCCGAAAGGCGAAGCCGCUGCCUAUCCCCGAGCAGGACAGGCGCCUGUGCCGCAUCAUCUGCCUGUGCCAGCUGACACUUGUGCUGAGCGGCGUGGCGCUCGUCUACCUCACGGUAGCCAUCUAUAUGCCGUCGCACCGCGCCUUCCAGUCGGGCAUCGAGCCCACGCCUGUCACCUGCCACACCGUCAACACCUUCAUGCAAACAAGCUACUGUGACUGGGCGUCGUGCGGCGAGUGGUGCCUCACCCGCACGGCUGGCUUCUGCCCGCAGAUCGAGGUGCAGGUGCGUCGCAAUGGCACCCAGGUGCGGCUGGAGGGGUGCCGGCCGCGACGCCUCGUCUCCAUCGCCUGUCCCCAGGUGGACCCGGAGGCGCUCAAGAAAUUCAACUGCAACAACGGCACCGAAUGCAGCGCGCUGACCGGUGUGUUCAACUGCUCGCUUGGCCACUGCGCCAACAUGUCGGAGCUGUACCAGUGCGCGCCCAAGGCGGAUGGCAUCGUCGUCAACAGCGAGCAUGACAACAUGAAGCUCAACGGAUUCUUCAGCUGCUACAAAUCCACCUGCGUUAAGAUCAAGCAAGUGUUCUACUGCACCCGUUACUGCCCCAAGAUCUCAACGACGGGGGUGAAUGUGUACCUGUUGUACGAGGACAGCGUGUACACGGGGGAGUGCGAGAGGGCCGUGGCACUCGAUAAGGCCAACGGCUCCGAGGACCCUGUCCCCCUGGCCGACCCCGCAGAGUUCUGGCGGGCAGACAACGACUCCGGGGUGCUGAUGGCGUCCUGCCUCGCUGUCUCCCGCCACGACACCACACUCAGCGCCACCGACUGCGUGAACGGAUCGCUGGUGGACCAAGCCAGAGUGCCCAAGCUGUUCAUGAACUUCACGGUGCUGUGGUCGCUGUACGAGCAAGCAGAACGCGUGGCCGACCUGGGCCAGUGGUUCGCGCCCCAGCAGAGCCAGCUGGUCAUCUACAACAGGACCAAGCUGUACAUCAACCUGGAGGCGUGUGUCAACACGCUGCAGGGCGAGUGCAAGCAGUUCCUCAACACGCAUGGCCGGGACGGCGACAACCACACCGCGCCCUCCCGCUUCCCCUGCUACUACGACAAGAGUGACUCAUCGUUCGUGGUAGCGCGCUUCGACCUGCGCAAGACGUGGCGGGAGCUGCUGAUCGCGGCCCUCGUGCCCUCCACGUUGUUCCUGCUGUCGGCGGCCACGCUGUGCGUGAUCACGCGCUCCGUCACGGUCGGGGACGACGCGCGCAUGCACUGCAAGUACUGCGGGGGGGGCAGCCCCGCGGGGGGUGAGCCCGUCCGCACGGGGCCCGACGACGAGACCGACAACGAGGAGUCCCCGGCGCUGGGGCCCGGGGCAUGAGCGUGUGGUGUCCACGACUACAUCCUUCCAUUCAAGCCAAGCGAUCAGGUAUCGUGCACAAGUGGUUCCCGCUCUUACAAAAUAACCUACCUUAUGUAACACAACUAUUUUUAUAUACCAAACCAAAAGGUAAUGUCAGUGCUUAAUAAUUAAGUACACUCUUCUCUAAUGCUUUCAAGAGCAAUCAACGUGUUUGCUUUGCAGGCGAUGCUAAACAAACCAGUCUUGAGCACACAGUAAUAAUUUCUGUCCCUACAAAAAACAUAACUUUAAAAUUUUGGGUGCCUUACCAAGCCAGUAAAAGCCAAUUUGAACACGAACACUAACACUAACACGAAAAAUACCAAUUAGUUUGAACCUAAAUUAGUUAACAGCUGUGCGUUAUUAUACAAGUUGAAAACCAUUUAGAUAACAAGAAAGAUUCUUAUAGAAAUAUUAUAUAUAUUUUAAUUAAAGAUUUUAGAAAUUGAGAAUGAAAACUAUGCAUAAAAAAAAGUUCUUGCUGUAGGGUUGGAUUUUUCUCUUAACUUUUUACUUAACAUACACUAGUUACAAUGACGAAAAUAAAAUGUUAUUGAUAUGUAAAUAUAGAAAGAUGGUAAUCUUGUAUUAUAUCAUCAACUACUUGGCCGGCUUAUGCCUUUACCAGUAGUUUUAAAUUCAAAUUUUACAUGCCUAAACAAUCCACAAUAUUGUCCUAAAUUGCUGCUCGCAAGCUAUUAAGUAACAGGUAAUAGGCAGCAUGAUAGUCAUGUACUAACAGGUGCUUUUUAUACAAUACCAGUAAAUUUCACUGCAUAUAUUUUGUGCUCAUUACUGCAAAUUAACUCCGCCUGUCUCCCAAGAAGCAAACAGUUAUGAUCCCAAGGUAGACAUAUAAAAUGGUCAUACACUUAAGGUUUGUUUCAUUCAGAAUUUUCACUUGGGAAAGGGGAUAAAGAUGUUAGAUUUCUCAAGAAUUGUCAAAACUGUAUAGCUGAAAAUAUGCAGAAAGUCACGUUUGGUAUGGCACAUUUAAGAUCUUUUAAAUUUUUUUUGGCACUGACAUUGUCUCAAAGUAAUUCUAUUUUAUGACGUUUUCCUGAACUGCUUCUGGUUUUCACAACUCGGAUAAGUACUUGUGGUACCAAGGAAACUAGAAAUUUGUGAAAUCCAUUCUUAAAAAGAUUUGUGAUUGGCCCAAGACACAAUACAGUAAAAACACUAUAACUUAUUGCUUUACUUUCUAACCACCAGACAACAAAAAUAACAGAUGUCUAACUAAUGUGCCUUACACUAUGAUUUUAACGACCAAUCGAAACAGUUUUUACUAAAGGAUAAUUUUGUGCCUUGGGUCCUAAGAAACCACUAUUUAAAUAGCACAGGAAAAAAAUAAUUUUAUAGCACAAUAAUAUAGACACUCCCAUAGAUUCUUGACAAGUAUUUUAUGAAAACGUACCACAAAAUAAAUACAUAUUUUUAACUAACAUGUGGCAAGCAAAAUAUUUACAAGUAAAUAGCAGCAAAGUUUAUGGAAUCAAUCACUCACACAAUAUCUCAUAGCAGAAUAUUCUGUAGCAUUCACUUUUAUUAGUAAACUAAAUAAACAAUGUGUUAUAACAAAAACAUACCAACUUCCACAAACUUCAGUUUAAGUUAUUUGCAAGUAAUAUAUUAUCUGUGGCAUAAUCAAUAAACUAUAACAUUUUACAGCAAGUAUGUAUAAUUAAAAGCUACCCUACAAGCAAAAACUGUGUUCUAAAUCCAAAUUGCACAACUAAAAUUAUUUUCAAUAUAUAAUUUUAAUUUUGAAACUUUUAUAACUUUCUUCAAGAAAUAAGAAUACAUGAGACAAAUAAUAACUUUGUAAUUUAACUUUCGUAAAGAUGUUUUUAAGCUCCCAUGUGAGUUUUAUUUUAAUGAACUAUCUAGAGAUUUAGACCUAACCAUCUGGACCUAUGAUAAAAAUCAAAUGCUGGAUAAACUUGCUCAGCCAGUGAAUAUUAAGGGAGGUACUAAGCUUCACAAAACUACAAUAAACUCUUGAUUACCAACAUGAAAUAUUAGGACUGCAGGAAUCCAAGUAUUUUAACUGUGGUUUAAUCCUAAUAAUAUUAUAAAUUCAAAUAAUAUAUAUUUUUAACAUUAGUAACAUUCCUGAUUAGUUACCUAUCAAACGAACUUUACCGUAACAAAAGCUGACAAUAGCAAAAUUAAUUGUAACUAGUAUUAUAAAAUAUAAUUAUAUUCAACAAUCACAAAAAUUGGUUAAUUUGUACAGAACUUUGCUUGUCUUCAGUGUCACCUUAUAUUUCAGUUUGUUUUAUAUUCGAGGUGAUCAUAUUUUUAACUUACUAUAUCUGAGUUUGUCUUAUAUUCAAAGUCAUAUUUUAUUUACCUUGAUAUUAUAUUCGAAGUCAUCUUAUAUUUGGCUUGGUAUUAUACUUAAUCUUAAAUUUAACUUGAAAUUAUAUCUGAGCUGUUUAAUAAUAGGAGUUGUCUUACAUUUGAGUUCAUCUUACACGUGAAGUCGCCAUAUAAUCAAGUUAGUCUUCUAUUGGAGGUCAUUUUAUAUUUUAAGUAGUCUUAUAAACAAGGCCAUUUUGUAUUUGAAAGUGUAUUAAAUUCAAAGCAUAAUACCUACUCAAUGUUUUUGUAUAUGAGGUUAUCUUAUAUACAUAUACACACACACAUAUAUGAUAGAUACUUUUGUUGAUUUGUUCUUGACAAAAGUGAACAUGAACCAAAAAACUGCACAAGAUAUAGACUGAUUUUUUUUUAAGAAUCUAAUUAAUUUCAUAUUAUAAUAAUAAUGAAAGUAUAACUACCAUUCUAAAAUAAUUCUAAACUAAAUACUUGUAAUCAUAAGUCUGCUGUUUUUCCAAUACUAAAAGCUCUGUGAUAAUUGUUUCUUAGUUUUCAAAUGAUUUCUUUCCAUAAAACAUUCAAUUUUAGUUGUUCUUUCCCAUCUUUAUUUAGUCAUAGAAAGCUAAACACUGAUUUUUCAAUAAUUAAGGAGUAUAUAUAACAAACUAAUUGAAGCAAAUUAACAAAUGGCCUAACAUCCAUCACAUAUGCACCUCCAUAAUAGAGUAAGGAUACUGCUUGCAAUGAGUAAGAAGAAUUAAGGUAAUUUUAGAAAAUCAUAAAGACUAAUUCCUGUUAGUUUUUCUAAGUUAGGUAUUCUUUUAAACAAAAAUUCUGUAAGUGUAACAUGUUUUAAACAUAAAGAUGGAAGAUUUUCAGCUAAUAAAAAUAAUCAGCUGUUAAAAUGAAGCUUGAAAUAUCAAGUUGUUAUUGAAAUAAAACUGAAGCAAUGGUUUCAUUGUAUGAUACAUGAAAGCCUUGAGUAGAUGACAAGUUAAUGUAUGAAAGAAGCCUACCCUUGAUACAAACUGAACACUGCCUUCAAGCAGCUGUUGCAGGCAUUCAGCUUUUCACAAUCAGGAGGCAGUAAACUUAACAAAAAACUAACAGAUAUUCUUACAACUUUCCUGCCUGCUAUGUUAAUGUAUUUACACUUAGAGAAAAAUCCUUGAAAAAAAAUCAUAUUAAAAGUAUUAAGAAGAUGGCUUCUAAAAUCUCAUUUAAAAUCAAACAACAAAUAACACAUUAAAUGAACAACAUGAUAUUAAUUACACUUGCCCUUAGUUACAAAUAAAUUUUCAUUCAGUUCUAAAAAAAAUACCAGAUCAAGAAAGACAAUGAAAAAAUUUUACUAUAUAUUUGUAACACAAUAUGCAAAUGUGUAGUUAUGAAUAUGAAUAUGUGUAUGCUUGUCAAAAGAAACUGACAGAAAAUAAUAAUUCAGAUAACUUAUUCUAUAUAGGUAUAUAUAAUAUAGAUGUAAAAUGUUAGUUCAUGGUAAAAAGUAUUUAUAAAAAUUAUUGUGUGUGUUAGAAAUACUAUUUUAGAUUAUUAAAGGAAACAUGAAAAGCUUGCUACAAAAACAAUUUUGCAACACAGAAUAUUUAUGAGUGUAACAGACACAAAUAUGUCAUAAUAUUGUAGUUUCUGAAGUCCCCGGACAAUGUGAUUAAAUUAUAUUUGGAAUUAAGUAGGACUUAUUCCCACUUUGGAUAGACAAUUAUUUCUUGAUUAAACUAGAUUUUAUGAUCCAAAAUUUGCAAUGUAUACAAUGGAAUGUCAAUUUUUCAAUGUCAGUGGUUUAUAAGGUGUACCAUCAGAAUUUUUGUUUACAUGUUCAAUGAUAUGACUAGAAAGUGAUGAUUAUUUUCACAUUAAAAAAAAAUAUUUUCACCUUUCAUAUAAAAGUUUUCUAAGAAUAUUUCAACUUCAGAAUAAAUUGAACUGUUAAUUUUCAUUAGUGCUUGCUGUUGUAGAAAUGAGAGUGGGUCUGUUGCAAAAGUAUGAUUUAGUAUUUAAUUUUUUUUAGAUAUUAUACCUGUACUUAGCGCAUAGUACAGAAUCUAAUUUUAAAUUAUUUUUCUGUUAAAGGCCAUGCAAGUUUUAAUGGAACAUGGUGCAACUUUGUAAACAUAUUUUAUACAAAAUGCUUGUACAAAUGUAUAUAUUUGCUGCAUCACUGUCCAAUGUUAGGUUUACCGAGUAAAACUUCAACACGCCUUAAUACUUUGUUGCUCCGUCCAGAUUUUUACAUACUAAAGAGCCAUCGCAUGAGAUAGAACUUCUAGCUACUCUUGUAAGACAAAAGCUUGCUAAUUAAUGCUAGAAAAAUCAUUAUAACUUUACAUAGAUAUAGAAAACUUACAUAAGUGAGCAAGUCCCAAACUCAAAACUUCAAAUGUCUCUAUAUUGGUGUACUAUUAGUAGCUCUCUAGUCUCUACACAUACCCUUUUUUUGCUUAUAAGACAACAAUUUAAUGCAAGUUUUAAUCUUCAAGCCGCCACUGAUCUUGUAUGACAAAUUUUAUUGUAUGAUUAUAUGAUGCUAUUUUUAUGUGGAGUUGAAUAUGUGUAUGAUAGAAUGAUGCUGGACUCACAAUAGCAUGAUGAUCACAAUGAGUGGACACAACAUGAAUGAAAUAUUUUUCUAACCAAUUAAGUUUGACACAUCAGUAAUGGAAGCAUGACAAAAAUGAAAAAUAUUACAGAUCCUGAUUAAAAUUUUUCUACUUCAAUCACAAUAUAAGUGCGAUGUUACUGAAAUGACUGUGAUAAUUUGGAUUUUGAAUGUUGGUUAGACUGAUGCAUUGGUAAUAAAUUAUUAUUAGUGUAGUGUUUAGGUUUAAUGUUGUAAAUUUGUGUGGGAAAUCCAUUAAAUACGUUCAUGUAAAAAUACAUUUUGGAAUAAAACUUCAAUUUGGGACAGACAAAUUUUUCUCAUACAGAUCAAUUUAAACAAACUUGUACACAUUGAAGAUUGUUCUAUAUGGGUUGAGUGUGUAUUUAAUGGUAAUGGCAUAUUCACAAUAAAGCGAUAUUUAAUGUCACAUCGCGUCUUCUGUGUCGUUCUAUUGUGAUUCCAGCAAGACUUGACAUAGCUUGAGCCUGUUUUAAUCCAUUUACACACACAACUUCCACAUUUUUGUGUUUAAUAUCUGUAAUACUUUAUGAUAUGGUCUCUUUUUCGAUGCCAUGGAUUUGAAAGGCAAAGCAGAACUGUUUUUUUUCUUUUGUUUAUAAAACUGCUGGAAACCACCCUCAACCUCAUAUGUCGGCUCGUGUGCAAUGAGGGAACAAAGUAGCCUCUCCAUCCUUCAUCCCAGUGCAUCACAGCCUCAACGUCCUAGAUUCUUAUCCAAAAUGAACAAAACUAAAGCCGUCAUUUUUAAAGUUUCUCUAUUCUCACAAUAUUCUCAUAAAAUCUAAGAAGCCAUCCAAAAUUUUGUAGACUGUACAUAGAUAAUCAAGUCUGUGCUACGUACACGCCCGAGACCAAGUGGCCUCAAGUCUUGCAUGAAGGUGAAUUUCCACUACUGAAGAGCGGACCUUUGCUACUGUAAGACUACUACACGUAGUCUUAAAUGUUGGAAACUAAGGUACAUAUUACAAUGUGAUUGGUUGGAGAUUAAAACAGUACAGUACACUCCCGAUUAUCCGCAAAAUUAAGUGGCAGGGCCACCGCCGAUAAUCAAAAUCUCUGUUAAUCCUCAAUAGAGCCGAAAAUGGGAAACAAAAAAGGAAACAUUAAUUUCAACUUAAAAAUCUAAAAAUUUAUGUAUAGUAAAGUUACAAUUAACAGUAAAAAUUUUUAAAUGAUGCUAAAAUUUUAGUAUUUUACUAAAUAAUUAACAUACAAUACAUUUCAGUAAUGUAAACAUAAAAGUGCUAGGUACUUACUUCGUAACAAGGAUACAGUACUGUACAUACUCAGAGACUUCAUUAGACUCUAAAACAGCACAACUCUUUAAAUUUACAACUUUUUGAAAAAAAUCAGGUACUUGCUUUUGUUUCUUGCUUUGGAAACAUAUUUUCUCAAUUCUUGAUUGAAUUUUCCGCAACAUCAGUUUUUCAGCCAACUGCGCAUCGUCGUCUUGUUCCUCUAAAUAGUGAAGCAGUCCGACGAUGUGUUGCAAAGCCACUUCAUGAGUCUUCCGCGCCUUCGCAUUGGGCUCGUCUUCUUCACUUUCAGUUUGCUCUUCUUCCUUCACGCCCUCUCCCCUUGCUUUGUUAGCGAUUUCCUUAUGUCAAGCACUCGAACCCCGGCUCAUUAGCGUAACACUCCAACCACUCUGCAAUGCUCCCAACGUCGACAUUCUCACCACCCGGAACUGAUUUUACCAAGUCGGCCAGCGUUGCCGUGGGCGUGUCAACAUCUUCAUUCUCUUCUUCACAACUCAAAGGGUUUAGCUUAUCAUUUGAUUCGACAUUAGGCAAGAGUUUUCUCCAUGACUUACUCAGAGUUGAUGGUUUCACUAAGUCCCAUGCAGAUGCAAUGUCAUAGAUGCUGUCAAGGAUUUUGUUGUGUUUCCAAAACUCUUUUAGAUCACAACCUUCUUCAAUUUUGUACAUUAGCAGCUUGGUUCUGUACGUUCUUUUCAUUGUUGUAAUGACCCCUUGGUCCAUGGGUAGCACUAGUGAGGUAAUGUUUGGGGGGAGAAACAUUGCAAAAAUUUGUCCAUCAGAAGAUUUCAGUACACUUGUAGCUGGAUGAGAAGGUGCGUUGUCGAUCAACAGCACAGCCUUUCAGGCAAAUUUUUUGCUUUAAGGUGUUUACGCCUUGAGGUACAAAAAUCGUUUCAAACCAUUCUUGAAAUACUUUUUUGUUUCAUCCAUCCUUUCUUUUGGUUAUAAUAAUCAACUGGCAAAUUUUCUGCUCUUGUGCCCUUGAAUGAUCUCGGUUUUUUGGACUUUCCAAUGACAAAAAGUCUAAGCUUAUGACCACCCGUAGCGUUACUGCACGACAUGAUGGUUAUCCUUUCUUUGCUGCUUUUAUGCCUCGUCGCUUGACGUUCACUUUCAAAUGCCAAAGUGCGAGUGUGAAGACAUUUCCAAAAGAGUCCCGAAUCAUCUGCGUUGUAAAUUUUUUCAAAGGAUAACUCCUCUUUUAAAACAAAUUCUUCAAAUUCAUGUUGAAAAUCGACAGCUGCUUGUUGGUCGCUACUAAGUUUUUCUCCGUGAAGUCUAAUCUCACGAAUUCCAUGACACUGCUUAAAACGAGUUAAACAGCCAGACGACGCAUCAAAAUUUCCUUGCAGCCCUAACAGAUCAAAAAAUGUUUUUGCCUUAGCCGCGAUGAUAGGACCCUUUUUAGGGGUACCCUCAUUUCGCACCUGAGCUAACCACUCCGCCAAUGCAGAGUCUAGAUUUUCAAAGGUAGAAUACUUCAUAGUUUUUUGUUUUUUCAUCGCAGAAGCAUUGUCCGACAUUGAUGCAAAAAAUCAUCAGUUUGUCUUUUUUCUUUAAAAUGUCAUGCACUGUUGUUUCCCCGACUCUAUAAUCCAAACACAUCUGCUUCCUUGAAGCGCCAUUUUCUACUUUAGAGAUCAUUUCCAGUCUUUGCGUAAUCGUCAACACGACCUUCUUUCGCUUUUCUGCCAUUUUAAAUCCAUAACGAAAAACACCAAACCAGGCAAACACAAACACUAAACACUAAAAUACGAUGUAACUAGGCAAAACUAAACUUUGACUGUCAACAAACACGCUCAGUGUCAACUGAAAAGGGUGAGUGGAGAGAAGAAGGUGGGCGUGUCAUUAGACGAGAGAGAAAGAAAGUAAGAGGCCAUGAGGUUGAGGGAGGAGGAAGGGGAAGGGAGCGACCUUGACUGACUGUCUGCUCGUCAAAGCAACCAUACGACUAUAAACAAAGCGCGACUGAGACAAAAAUACUAAAUAGCAAUGCAUGCCAGCCUACUGCGUGAGUUUCGAGAAGGCCUGUGGCGUUUUACUGUAAACUGCACAUAAUACACUCGUUAGUAGAGUUCAAUUUUGCUCACUUGUAAUAAAAUACAGAUUUACAUAUGUGCUUUUUUUUUUUGUAGCAUGCGCGGAUAAUACGCAUCGCGAAUCAUCCGCCCGUGGAUAAUAGGGAGUUUACUGUAUACAAUUUUGCCUUGGAAUAUAAUGCAGAUAUUUAAGUGACUGCAUGACUUAAUCUAGAAGUUACUUUCAAGCUAAGAUUUUAGUUACUUAAAAUAGCAAAUUUGAAGAUUUAGUGUUGGGCAAAAACUUAACAACUGGAAUUAUUAAUACAUUAUAACAUUAAAUACAUAGUGGGUAUAAUAUAGGAUGAUUCUGAACUCUACAUAAAUACACAGAGUGAUUAUUCCUCAUGAAAUAAGGUAGGAAAUGAUAAUAUGAUUCACAACCUAUUGUGGGGGUAUCAAGGAAAGUAGGCACCUUUGAAAAUCAAGAUUUGAAAUUUUUUUUUCCAAAAUACAUAGAAACUAGAUCACAUGCCUAUAACUGAUAAAUAUUUACUGGGUAACACAAUAUAGAAUCAUUAAGAACAUAAGGGUUAUUGUAAUAAAUAUAUUACUGAGGUGAUAUGACUGCUUUUUAUGAUGAAAAUGUUUUAAUGAAUUUUUGUGUGUUAUUCGACGAAACAGGUGGCCUUGGUGUAAGGCUAUCAAAUACUAACUUACGAAGUAAAACUGUGUAGUUGUUUGCCUGCCAGCUGUGGAACCAACACAUGUACUUCAUGUUGUGUAACUGCUAUGAAUGCUAAUGUAUUAUUUAUCUCUAA